AUGGUGGGAACGUUUCUACGAGUUCCUAUAUCCGUCCUCCAAGUGGCUGCUGCCGUGCAUCAGAUUCAUGAACAUUUUUUUCAAGUUCAAAUGACAUCAGGUCCCAGUAUGAUGCCUACUCUAAACUCUGGCGGUGAAUUUGUCCUACUCGACAAGUAUCAUGGUCGCCUUGGAAGGUGUUGCACCGCUGGAGAUAUGGUGGUUGCCGCAAAACCUACCGGCUCAAGACAAUAUGUCUGCAAACGAAUUAUCGGUAUGCCUGGAGACGUGGUCUUUGCUGAUCCGCUGGUGUCUGAUAAUAAAAUCAAUGUCCCUAAAGGCCAUGUUUGGCUGGCCGGCGAUAAUGUCAUGCAUUCCUUAGACAGCCGAACUUAUGGUCCUGUUCCCAUGGGCCUAAUCAAAGCUAAAGUUAUUGCCCGUGUAUGGCCAAAUCCUGGUUGGCUGUCGAAUUCACUGGAAGAUUACACACCCUCAUGA
Molecule: messenger RNA, 477 nt
Organism: Schizosaccharomyces osmophilus
Lineage: Eukaryota; Fungi; Ascomycota; Schizosaccharomycetes; Schizosaccharomycetales; Schizosaccharomycetaceae
Gene: mmp1
Product: mitochondrial inner membrane peptidase complex catalytic subunit
Exons: 1
Coding region: 1-477 (158 amino acids)
Cellular component (GO): membrane; mitochondrial inner membrane peptidase complex
Molecular function (GO): serine-type endopeptidase activity
Source: RefSeq, a predicted model, not a curated record